UGUUAAUUGCUUCGGGGUUCCUUUCUUUGUCACUACAGAUACUCCAACUUAGAGCAGAAGAAACACAAACAGUAAAAUAGAUCGUAAACAAGUAGUUUGUUUUCCUUGUUAGAGAUUCAAAUUGUGGGAUUUGAAAACUAUUCAAGUUGGCUGACCUUCCAGUUGCAUUAGUGAUGCGAAGCAAUGGCAAGUCAUCAAUAGGUAUUAUAUUAAACAUGAAGGAAAAUUGUUGAGGCAUGAAUUGUCACACAGCUACAACAGUAUAAGUUGUUAGAUUCCCUAAGCCAACAAACCAACUAGACUGUUUUUUCAUUACUGAAUAAACACUUGACUUCUGUUUUUCUUACUUUGUUAUCUUAGUUUGGACAAGGCGCCUUCACUAACUAUGCUCUUUAAUUUUUCCUGGUGCUCUACAGGAAAUAUAAGAAAAUAAUGGAGUUAUGAAGUUCUUGGCAUAUUUCAGAGGCUACACGCACAUUGCGGAGAAGGCUCUUUCGUCAUAUAUGAUGUUUUCCCUUUCUUUUUUUUCCUUCUGUUGAUAGCUCUGGAAUAAUUAGCAUCUAGGCCCUGACCAGCUGCUUGGAUGCCACUGGGAUCAUCUUCCUCUUCGAUGCCGCUAUCCUUCCCUUCUCCCUUACCCUCGGUACCAGACAAUAUUUCUAACUCUUCCCCUCCCCCAAUGUCUUACAUCACUUCCCAGGAGAUGAAGUGUAUUCUUCACUGGUUUGCCAGCUGGUCAGGUCCUCAGCGUGAACGUUUCCUACAGGACCUGGUAGCUAAGGCAGUACCGGGAAAAUUGCAGCCACUGCUGGAAAGUCUGGAGCAGCUUAGCGUGUCUGGAGCAAACCGACCACCUUGUAUCUUUGAGUGCCAGCUACGUCUUUGGGAUCAGUGGUUUCGAGGUUGGGCUGAGCAGGAGCGCAAUGAAUUUGUCAGGCAGCUGGAGGUCAGUGAGCCAGACUUCGUGGCAAAGUUUUACCAAGCAGUGGCUGCUACCGCUGGUAAAGACUGAUAGGCCUUAAAAUCAAAGAAGAUAACCAGAGCUAAUGGAGCCGAGGCCACAACUUUACCAUGAGAGCUUCAAAUGUAUCACUUAAAGGCCUGGGGAUGGUGUCCCGAUCAGCUGACUGAACUCGCUGACCAGUACAGGCCUGGUGAUUUCAACAGCCGAUCAGCUGGACUCCUAGUGUGAAUGUUUUCCAUCUAAGCAAAUCCAGGUCAGCAGUCUUUCUCCUAGCUUACUUCUUUCCAAGAGAUGUCAAACCCUCAAGAAUUUAAAGACUUCUUUUACAACUAUAACCGAAAGGAAUCUACACAUUAUAACUCAAGCCUACUGCUGGCCCAUAGGGGUAUAAAGUAGAGCCCUUGUACUCCAGAAACAAGAGAGAAGGACAAUAAAAGGUCAUGUUUUUAUAAUUUAGCUGGAUUCAGAUGGCUGCUUUCACCACUGUUACCAAAUUCUGGCAUAAUUAUGUGAUAUCCCAACUACUAGCUUUCCUAGUGAUGAUUUAGUAAAAUUAUGGAAAAAUCAGGAGAUGGAGAUAAUUAGCUGCUCCUUCCUCCACAGUGAUGUUUGUUUGAAUCCAAGUAGCAAUGACUUUUUUCUAAAGUAUAUGUGACAUCCUUGGAGCUGGUAUCAGAUGUUCCUAUUCUAUAAGUUUGCUUUACAAUAAUAUGAAAACAAGUGACAUUCUUUACAGGUUGAAGGGUUUAUUUUUUGUAUCAAAAUAAAGAACAAAU
This is a messenger RNA of Balaenoptera musculus (blue whale), 1740 nucleotides long. It is a transcript of the gene C2H14orf119, whose product is annotated as chromosome 2 C14orf119 homolog. The record is from RefSeq and is a predicted model, not a curated record. The transcript has 2 exons. NCBI's taxonomy places the organism in Eukaryota, Metazoa, Chordata, Mammalia, Artiodactyla, Balaenopteridae. The coding region runs from base 584 to 1012 and encodes 142 amino acids.